AUGGGCGAAGAUGGAUCUCUUUAUGUCAUUGACAAUGAAAACUAUGAAGUGAGACGAUAUCGAAGAGGAGAAUCUGAAGGAACAGUGGUUGCAGGUGGUAAUGGAAUUGGACAUGAUCCCAGUCAACUGUUUGAGCCACAGUAUAUAUUCGUCGAUCGAGAUCAUUCAGUGUAUAUCUCUGAGCAUGGGCAACAACGUGUAUCGAAAUGGGUAGAAGGUGCAAAAGAACGUAUUAUUGUGGCUGGGGGUAAUGGAAAAGGAACUGACCUCACACGCAUGGUAUAUAUUGAAGGAAUCGUUGUUGAUCGAUUUGGCACUGUCUAUGUGGCUGACCGCGGUAACAAUCGAAUCAUGCGUUGGCCAAAAGGAGCCACACAGGGUAGUAUCAUAGUUGGUGGAAACGGUUUAGGACAAGAACCAAAUCAACUCAAUAUGCCGUUCGGUUUGUCAUUCGAUCAAUACGGUAAUCUCUAUGUCGUCGAUUCGGGAAAUCAUCGAGUACAAAAAUUCAACAUUGAAUUCAACGGAUAAAAAAAAUACAAUACGAACACCAAAACAUACAUUAAUUAACAUGAUUAACUCGUUAAGAUUUAAUUCAUUAAUUAAUUGUAAUCGUUUAUUUUCGAAUUCAUGACAAUAAAAUUGAAUCAAACAAAUAAUAAUGUAAAUCGAUCAAUCAAUAGUGGAAUGCAGAUGGCGGUUCGCACUCUGAGCAAUUUUAGAUUUCUUAAAACAGAAAAUGAAUUCCCCUGGCGACAUGUCUGACUUUCUGUGGGAUCGGAAAGCUUGAAAUUAUUGAGUACUUCCCAUACCAGUAAUCGUUCAUUGUUUCAAGCACAUGUAAGCUUGAAAGUCAUUGAAUUCUUGGAGUUACAUCUCUUCACAUCUCCCUGAUUCUCCACAGUCAAAGAAAGCCUUAGAAAAUUUUGAAUUUUCAAAGAUUCCAGAGACUCAAGCACAACUAUAGAACAUUGUGUUGUUUCAAGCAGAAUGCAGAACGAAUGAGAAAAUUUUCAUUCAGAUUCGAUUCAAUUUGAUUCGACACAAACUAAUAAUAAAAUUAAUGUUAUUAUUUCGGCACAUCUUAAUAUUUUUCACUGUUCUUUUUUGUGUACACUAUUUAUUCUUCUAUUAUCUUAUCACAUUUUUAUGUGCCAUAUAGUCAUGUACUUAAAUAGUACAAUCAUUUGAUUCUGUGACACAACUGAGAUAGAAAGCGGAUAUUAUACAGGGUGUCCCAAGAGCCACUUACCAAAAACAAAUUUGAAUAUCUCCACUACGACUUGGGCAAACAAGCUCAUUUUUUUAUCACUGAUAGGGGUAGGCUCAAGCUUUAUAUUCAUAAAGACAUGCCCAGAG
Molecule: messenger RNA, 1359 nt
Organism: Rotaria sordida
Lineage: Eukaryota; Metazoa; Rotifera; Eurotatoria; Philodinida; Philodinidae
Source: the annotation of a GenBank genome assembly